AGAAUCCAGCUGAAUUGUGAGCUGGGGCGCUUUACCGUGAGGCUGCAAAUCAAGCAGAUGUGCUUGCUGUGAAUUGUUACAGUGUCUGGACUUUUCUGUACCAAAGGCGAUAGCACCUUCCUUCUUCAGUAAUUUUUUUCAUUCUAUUAUAUUGUGUGUGUUCUCUGUAAAGGGAAUGAAAUGGAGAAGUUGAAGAAAUAUGCAUUGCUGAAAGAUGAAGAUCAGUUUUAUCAUGAGGGAGCUGUGGAGUUGCUAGUCUUUAACUUUCUGCUCAUUCUUACAAUAUUAACCAUCUGGUUGUUUAAAAACCACCGAUUCCGCUUUCUGCAUGAAACUGGAGGAGCUAUGGUUUAUGGUCUUGUAAUGGGAUUAAUUAUACGAUAUGCAACAAAAACAUCAGAUGUUGAAAAUGGAACUGUUUACGAAUGUGAAAAGCUGAAAUCAGGGCCAUCCAGUCUACUCAUUAAUAUAACUAAUCAGGUCUAUGAAUACCAAUACAAAAGAGAGAUCAAUCGUCACAAUGUCAAUGGUCACCAGGGCAACGCAAUGCUUCAAAAGAUGACUUUUGAUCCUUCUAUCUUCUUCAGUAUUUUGCUGCCACCUAUUAUAUUUCAUGCUGGAUAUAGUUUAAAGAAGAGACAUUUCUUUCGUAACUUAGGAUCAAUUUUAACGUAUGCAUUUUUGGGAACUGCCAUCUCCUGCAUUGUCAUAGGCUUGAUAAUGUAUGGUUUUGUGAAGGCCAUGGUACACAUUGGCCAGUUAAAAGAAUGGGAAUUCCAUUUCACCGACUGUUUAUUUUUUGGAUCACUAAUGUCUGCCACAGAUCCAGUGACAGUCCUUGCUAUUUUCAAUGAGCUGCAUGUGGAUACAGAUUUGUACACACUACUGUUUGGAGAGAGCGUCCUAAAUGAUGCUGUAGCUAUUGUGCUGACGUACUCUAUAUCCAUUUACAGUCCUAAGGAGAAUCCUAAUGCAUUUGAUGCUGCUGCUUUCUUUCAGUCAGUAGGAAAUUUCCUGGGGAUCUUUGCUGGAUCAUUUGCUAUGGGAUCCUCCUAUGCAGUUGUCACAGCUUUAUUGACAAAAUUUACAAAGCUGUGUGAAUUCCCCAUGUUGGAGACAGGUCUGUUUUUCCUCCUUUCUUGGAGCGCCUUCUUAUCAGCAGAAGCUGCUGGUCUCACAGGUAUUGUUGCAGUUCUUUUCUGUGGAGUCACACAAGCCCAUUAUACCUACAACAAUCUCUCAUCAGAUUCCAAAAUGAGAACUAAACAGUUGUUCGAGUUCAUGAACUUCUUAGCUGAGAAUGUCAUCUUCUGUUACAUGGGACUUGCACUGUUCACCUUUCAAAAUCAUAUCUUCAGUCCUCUUUUUAUAUUUGGUGCAUUUCUGGCAGUCUUUGUAGCAAGAGCUUGCAACAUAUAUCCACUUACUUUCCUUUUGAAUUUUGGUCGAAAACAAAAAAUUCCCAGAAAUUUUCAACACAUGAUGAUGUUCUCAGGUUUACGUGGUGCAAUAGCUUUUGCAUUGGCUAUUCAAGACACAGAAUCCCAGUCCAAACAAAUGAUGUUCACAACAGCAUUGCUUAUUGUGUUUUUCACAGUCUGGGUAUUUGGUGGAGGCACAACACCAAUGCUCACGUGGCUUCAGAUCAGCACUGCAGAAGCUGCCUGCUCUCAUGAUGGUGCUGGGAACACCUAUGGGGUUUCUAAUGCAACCUCUCUGGAGACAGCAAGAGAGAAGACAAUAUGUGGAAGGGAAAACCAGUCAUGUGCCUAGUGAUGUGUCCUGAAAGCCAAUCCAGGCCAAAGGACUGCAGUCAGCUGAGGUGAGGAAUGACUUUUUAGCUUGAUCAGCCUGAAUAUUGUGCUCUGUCAGUGACUUCUACACAGCUCAGAUUGAAAGAGUGCAUCUCCUUGCAGCAAUUGAUCAUGAACUAUAUUCAUGCAGAAGUUUGUCUUUUACUCCUCUUCAUUUACUCCUAAAUUAAGUGGAAAGUUUCGCUCUGAGUAAAAGCAUUUCAGUUUUCAAGUCUCACAUAGGCAUGCAGAGAUUUUCCCUCCUGAAGCACAGCUCGUCUUUGAGAUACUCGGAAACCAACAGCCAAGAGCAUGUGUUUAUAUCUUCAGAUGAUCCAUAAUUCAAGAGCUAUAAAUUAUUACAAGCCUUCUUAAUUGUUUUGCUUGUAUCCCUUUGAACACAUUUCCCUUUCACCAUUUGUCAAGAGGAAGGAAAGUCAGUAUAUAAAAGGAAGUUUAAUUAAUAUUUUUCUCUUUGCCUUGGCACAUUCUCUCUCCUAUAACUAUAUUCCUUUGGGUUGUAUUUCCUCUAGAGUCCUGGAAAACAAGUUAGUGAAAGCAAAGGAUCUGUUGAUUUACUAUUGAAUAUAUAAUGUCAGCUUAAGUAUCUUCAAUUAUAAUUUGCUAGUGACCACAAUACAGAGAGAAACUGUUAAAUUAGAGGCAAUAUGUUUUCAAGUGCUGUAAUGUUUCUGCACAACAUAUUGCUUAUUACUUUGUUUUGUUUUUAGAGUACUCAUUUCAAAAUGAGUACUGUACCUGGUUGCCAGCUGUCUGUACCUACAUUCAAAGGACAACAGUGCAACAAGCAUCUUUUAUACUGAUGAUAGAUUGAAUGUCACUGUGCUAACAAACAUGAAAAGCAGGCUGACAAAUGAGAAGCCACACUUGUCUCUCCUUAGGCUCUCCUCACUAUUAAGAUAUUACUGAUUUAUGUAAAUUUAAAAAAAAAAUACAAAAAAAACCAAACCAUAAAAAACCAUUGGGUUUUAGCUAGCUAAAUAUAUUUUUAACACCGAAGUAUUGCUAGAUGUGAUUAUUUUCCUUUGCCUAGUAUUCUUUGCUACUGAUUUUGGACCUGUGUAUAUCUACAAGGAACAGGGAAUAGUGUGGUGUUCCUAAAUAAACACAUAUAAGGGAACUGUAUUCUGCUUCAAACACUAAUGUGAACAAAGAAAGCUCUUCUAGGGGUGCACCCACGCUGAAAGUGUUAAUACAAUUGCUGCUUUUAUAGAAGUAGCUAGAACAGGAUUAGGCUGGUAAAUGCUAUAAAUCAAGCUGCAGUAUAAAAUUAGAUAUUAAAUGUAUUGAAUGUUAUUAUAGAAAGAAAAAGUGGAUAAUUUCCUUCCAUUUCUACCUGAAAAUGAGAAAUCAUCCAGGGAAUGAAUCUCAAUGAUCUGCUGAAAUGCCUAUCAUUUAUUUGCAAGGUACUUUUCUGCUAAAAUAAGGUGUGUAUUUGAUCAGUUGAAGUUAUUCACCAUAGCAGUUUGCCUGAGUGAUACUAAACAAGGUUUAUAAACAUUUGCACUGUAAUAGUCCUUGUUUAAAAAAAAUACAAAGAACAAAAUACACAGGGCUUAGGCUUUCUGACUCAAACUGUAAUGGCAAACCAGGGCUGCAGGUGAAUAGGAAAUUUCAGAUUGUAACUGUGAACUGUGCAUGAAAGGUACCUGUCUCCUGCCGUUAACUCUGUUGGUCCUUAUUGACCAGAGGGGUCAAAUUUUGGGCAGAGUCUCCUAAAAAAACAGACUAAACAUUAAAUCUCACAUUGUAUUUCUAGUUCUGCAUAGCUAUUGAAAACAGAAAAGAUGAAAUAUAAGCUUUUAUUGCUUGAAAAUUUGUUACAGGAGAGGGGGAAAAUUGCUUAGUAGUAGAAAGAUCUGUGCCUUUCUGAUAAAGUAUAUGCAAAAUUUCCACAUCUUAAAAUUCCAGAAGAGUUUAUUAAUAUUUCCAGAAAGCUAUACAUUAUCCUGUAGCUUGGGAUAUAACCUGCCUAGAAGCAUUUUAGGAUUUGUGUCAAUUGAAGAAUAUAUCUUAUUUGCUUUUAAAAUACUGUUGUGUUGAUAUGUCUGAGUAGGCAAAAAACCCACUUCCAUUUCAUACAGUGAUGUUGCUCUUCCAUUAAAAUGUAUCUCCCUUUUGCACAAGGUAUCUGUUGUGCAGCAACUGACAUGAUAAAACUGUACAAUCUACAAAAAUGGAAUGAAUCAAGCCAUCUACAAAUGCUGCUAAGGAACUUUUUAAUUACCUGGGACUUCAAAACAAACUGCUGAUGUAUUCCUUUAUGUCAAAAUAUGCCUAAUUUGGACCUCUAACUUGUUCACUGAAAUUAAAUUAGUGCAAGUGUAAACCCAGUUGACCUCAAGCAUAUGCAAAAGUUGGGUUUAUCAGAGUAAAAGAGAAAAUAGAGAAAAAUAAUUUGAGCCUUUAAAAGCUAAAAAUUAAUAAAUAUGUGAUAAUGAAUCCUGGCUCUAGAAAAAAUAAUGAUCAAAUUUUACUGAGAUACACCUUACAUCACUGUUUUGUAGGUAUUGAUCAAAAUGCCUCUUAACUCUCUCUAAUACUGAUCAGAUACUGUUGUUUUUUGUAAAAUAAUUCAUUUGGAAACUGGCUGAAAUUUCUUUGUUAAAGAAUAAUCACACAGAACCACAGAAUCACAGAAUCACAGAAUGACCCGG
Coturnix japonica (Japanese quail) is the source of this 4471-nucleotide messenger RNA. RefSeq names its product solute carrier family 9 member A9 (gene SLC9A9). Gene Ontology annotation, biological process: potassium ion transmembrane transport; proton transmembrane transport; sodium ion import across plasma membrane. NCBI's taxonomy places the organism in Eukaryota, Metazoa, Chordata, Aves, Galliformes, Phasianidae. The record is from RefSeq and is a predicted model, not a curated record. Gene Ontology annotation, molecular function: sodium:proton antiporter activity; potassium:proton antiporter activity. Gene Ontology annotation, cellular component: recycling endosome; plasma membrane.